AGGUCGAGCAGUUUGCACGACCAAUGCAUAAAGUGAGCCUCCAAAGCCACCACAUUGACCGGUCUACAUACAUUGCACACACACACACACACCAAUUUUCCUCUACUGGUCUACCUGGUAGAACCUUCUAUAUCCACGUGGCAUCACCAUACUACCACAACAUCGUCCACGUGGCAUCAAAUUCCCACCACACGACUGUCCACGUCGGAUCUUCUUGACCGUUGUUUUGUCGUCUUCCUACUCCCCCUCCUACCCAAAUAUAACUACUACCACACUGCCACCUCACUUCCUUCUUACACCAACAACAUUAACCUAUCAUCAUCUCAUUCUCAUCCAAAAUUAACCUCAAAAAUGGACGGCGGCGGCGAAAUCAAAUUCCGCGGCGUCCGGCGGCGGCCGUGGGGGAAGUACGCGGCGGAGAUACGAGAUUCCGGCAAGAACGGCGCACGUGUGUGGCUGGGGACGUUCGGCACGGCGGAGGAAGCCGCCAGAGCCUACGACCGCGCCGCCUACUCUAUGAGGGGACAUUUGGCUAUCCUUAAUUUUCCCGAAGAGUACAACCUGCCUAGGAGCUCCUCCCAUUUUAUCAAUUCCGGCGGCGCUGCCACGUCAGCUUCCGCCAGCUCAGCAUCGCAGCGCAGCACAGAAGGCCGUAAUGGCGGACAGGUUUUUGAAUUCGAGUGCUACGAUGACAAGUUGCUGGAGGACCUUCUUGAUUACACCAAAUAUGGCAAGAAUAGGGGCUGAUCGAUUAUAAUCGAUUUUUUUUAAAAAAAAUUAAUUAUUUUAUUGAAAUAUAUAUAUAAAAAUCCAUUCAUCAGUUCAAGAACAUAUAUAUAUAUAAUUAUUUAAUGCAUAUGACAUUUCAAUUUUAAGUAGUAAUUAUCUCUGCGAGCAAACGUAAGUCCUAGAAUAUACAUACAUAUAUAUUUAUCAUAAUAAAAUAUACUU
Messenger RNA from Andrographis paniculata, 951 nucleotides. RefSeq names its product ethylene-responsive transcription factor ERF098-like. The record is from RefSeq and is a predicted model, not a curated record. Lineage: Eukaryota; Viridiplantae; Streptophyta; Magnoliopsida; Lamiales; Acanthaceae. Bases 352 to 747 code for a protein of 131 amino acids. The transcript has a single exon. Gene Ontology annotation, molecular function: DNA binding; DNA-binding transcription factor activity. Gene Ontology annotation, biological process: regulation of DNA-templated transcription; ethylene-activated signaling pathway.